Messenger RNA from Bactrocera oleae (olive fruit fly), 3337 nucleotides. Lineage: Eukaryota; Metazoa; Arthropoda; Insecta; Diptera; Tephritidae. The record is from RefSeq and is a predicted model, not a curated record.
GAAAAAAUCAUCACUGAGUUUUGCGUUACACCAGCACUGUCGGAACGAGCUACAAAUAUUUUGUACGUAGUGGACGUCAAAUUUUUUGUGUAUAAUUUUUAAUAAAUUUCUAGUGUAAACGAAUUAUUGCAAAAUUUUCAGUGCAUUUUUUUGAAGGAACUAUUGUUUGGCAUUUUAGCUAUAAGCAGAUUUACAAAAGUUCUGGUGUAAGUUUUAUAAUAUUUGUACAAUGAAAAUUGUCACAAUUUUUUUACUACUACUGAGAAAAUGACACGAAGAACAAUCAAUUGUGUACUCCAUCUUGUUUAUAUUUUUUGUAUUGUAUGCAUUUGUUUGUUUAUUUUACCUUAGUAAAUUAUGCUAUAUUUGCAAUAAGCAUAAUCUCAAACCGUGGAAUAUAAAAUAUGCAAAAGAAAAUGCAAAUGCUAACGGAUGUCUAACUGGAAUCGUGCUGUUGGAUUCCAAGCUGAUUUCUCUAGCAAAUAGUGGCAAAUCAAAUAACGGCUGUGUAUAGUUUGUGGUACCAACAAAAUUCAGGAAAUGCAGUUGUAUAAACAGUUUCUGAUUGGAAAAUAUACAUUCUAUUUUUACCUUACAAGCAUAAUUAUUUUAGUCCAUUAAAAUAGAUAUAUGUACAUUUCCUAAACUAAAAUAUUAAUUAGAGCAUAUUUUGAAUUAAAAAACAAAUUAAAUAAUUGCUAAGUUUCAUUAUAUUAAAAAUUUAAACGCUUCACUCUAUAUGCUAUAUACUUUUUAAUUAACAUACCUAAAUACAUAUGUACAUGCACAUACAUAUAUUCCUAAAUUUGCUGAUAUUUAUUUAUAAAUAAAAAUGAACCGGAAACAAAAACAAGGAAGCAUUAUCACGGCAAACGCGUUCAUUUAAAGUACACUCAAGUGAAACAAUUGCGCAUAUAAUUAAACGUCCAAUUAACAUAUGUUAAAAGUUUUGCAUAUACUUGUAUACGCUCUUGUUCUCUGUUGUUCAAUUAUUGGUGUUGGUAUAUAAACUUGGGAGACUGCUUACUUGUCAUCGACCUCAACCCCGCGGCAAAUCACCUGCCCACAAAUACCCACAUUUGUAUGGCCGACAACGACGUGCAACGACUACCUACGUGUUUAAUAUAAAUACAUAUGUAUGUCCAUAGAGCAAUCCAUGAACUCUCUUGAACCAAUUCGAUUGUUGUGCUGCGUCAAAUUGAGAUGUUGGCAGUUUCAGUCGUCAAUCGCGUUCAUUAGCUCACCACACACUUCAACAUAAAAAGAAUUUAUGCAUAAUUGAAUAUAUUCGAUUUCGGUUUUAUUUUGUUUAUUCUCGUUUUGACAUUGUUUUCUACGCAGCUGUUUUGUGAAUUUUGAAAUUUACGAAUUUAAUAUAAUUUGCGAGCAUAAGCUAAUUUAAAUAAUUUCUGAUUAAAACAAAAACAUAUAAAUAUUUAUACAUAUGAUAAGUUGCGUCGCAGUGAUAAAAUAAUAAUUGUAAAAGCUUCAAACAAAAACUGACAAACAAAAUGAUUUUGAAAGUUCCUUCAAAUGAUUGGUCCGACCAAUUUGAAUAUGUAGUGGAGGAGGAUGAUUCGUUAUCAGAUUUAGAAGAUGAACAAGAUUUCUCUGAGUAUCUAUGGAUGGAGAAUGAAGAAGAGUUCGAUAAGAAUGAAUUAAAACGUCUCGAAGAAGAGGACAUUAUGAAAGAGUGCAUUGAAGCAAUGCUGGAAGACGAACUUGAAGCGGAACUGGCUGAAUGGCAGAAAGCAAAAACCGAAGAGUUAAAUGCUGCAUUAUCCUCGCUAGCUGUGAGCGAAUGCAAUGUUGAACAUUCCAUUCUGAAUCCGCUGGCCGCUGAGUUUGUACCACAAAAGCAUAUAAUUGGACUGGGUACUUCAUAAACUUAAUAUUAACUAAUAACGCCCUUAACAAGAAUAUAACGCAACACUCGACGAUCAAAUCAAAUCACCAACGGAACGCAUCAGCAAAAACUAUAUAAAAUUGUACGUAAUGACCCGAAUAACACACAAACUCAAACCAAAACAAAAAGUAAACAAAAAAAAUUCUAAUACUCUUACUAAAGUAUAUUUUAAGAAUACAAAAGCAAAACACAACAAAAAAAACUAAUAAACCUCCAUGACAACGCUGCGCUGUAAUGUGGGUAAUAUUUACUCGCUAUUAUUUGCAAGCAUUGAUCAAUAAAUAAGAGAGGUACAUAAAACUACGAAUAAAAAAUACAAAAACACAUAUGAAGUAUACCACAAAAAAAGCUUAAAACUUAAAACCUAACGAAAGCUUAAAAUAAUUUUAAAUUACGUUAAAUUACUCAAACUGACAGUUUGUUGCCCUGCAUUAGUUCCAAAAUUUUUAAAGCUAAUCAUUUAGAAAGUUGUUUGUUGCAAGUCCAACGUACAAAUUGCUUUUAAUUUAUUGUGGGUAUUCACACAUUUAUAUAGAUAUAUUUUUUCAUAAUUACCUCAACAAAUUGCUUUCGAAUCGUCCUUGUCUUUAUUUUGGAGACGUGCUAUUUGAUUCAGGAAGACACUUGCCUCAAACUGCAUUAAUAGUGCAAACGAGAAUGAGAGCAUUUUGGUCAUUUUUUGUUUGUUAUAAAAACAUUUAACUAGUUUUAAAUAAGUAAUAAAAUGAUAAAUUGUUAGUCCAGGAUUUUAGAAGAUUUAAAAAUUCCGAAUGUGAUCAUAAUUACUGUAACUUUCUCUAUCAACUGUUCAUAAAUGUGUUUUUUUUCCUACUGUUCUUACAUUUUACUUAUGCGUUUGAAAUUCAAUACACCAUUAAAUUAUAUCGUGAUAAACCGAUACAUUAUCCAAAUACGCAUAUACAUACACAUACAUAUAUGUAAUAUUGUCCAGUCUAUAGUUGUAUAUUUUAUUGUACUAAAUUCUAUAUAAACUACACCGACAUGCCCAUCACUACCUUCGUUUAGCUUUAAUGGGAAUUUUGUACGAUUAUAUGUAAUUUAAAAUUGAGCAAAAAAAAUUAAUAAAGUCAAAUGUAAUGUCAGAAAUUACAAGUAUACAUACAUAAGAGGCGUCUUGAUAUGCUUAAUCAAUAAAGCAAAUCUUAAUAAAUGCAAUAAACAUGUACAGAUAUACAGUAAUUAAAAAAUAAUUAUUAUUAAAUUAACGUAGUAUAUAUUUUAUUUAAUAAAUGCCCAGGCAGAAUACUAAAUUGAAUAUGGUAGAUGCUCUAAUAAUAGUUAACUUUGCCAACUCUUUAUAUACAUAUAUAAAUACAUAUAUAAUAUAUACGCCACUCCAACUUUAUGUAUGUAUGUAUUUCUACAUCAGCCUCAUAAUGUUGACCUGCUUUGUGCAAGAAUUAUCUCAAA